AUGCCAGAUUCUAUACAAAACCUCCAUUUCAUUCCCAGGGAUGUGCUGCUGCCUCUGUGGCGUGACACACCCGAGUUUCUCGACGGUGCAACAGUCCGCCCCUACGUCAAAACAACCAACGAGGAUCCGACAUCGGUAGUCAGUGAAGCGCCCGACAAGUGUCGUCUACGACGAAAGGUGAUCGCUGCCUCCAAGUUUGUGCUCGAGUCAACAUCGUACACCGACGCUUUUUACAUCAACGACAAGGCGACGACCUUAAAGCUUAAAAACGGGGUCGAGCAUAUCGUUACAAGUAGUGGCACCGGAACCAUUGAUUUCGCACAAACUCUUGCCCGAGAUGUGACUGUUGAAACAGCAAAAUACAAAAACGCUCCCCUGGGUCUGUUUCUCACGUGCUCGAUGCGUAUUCGCAAUGAUCCAACGCGAUACAUCGGGACCACGAAAAAGGGGGGUGCAUUUUUUUCUAAUAGCGACAAGUCGGCUGGCUACGUGCGCUACCAUGUGUACAUUGAAGUGAUCAACCUCAGUGAUGAAGUCAUGGUCAAUCUAGUCAACAACAAUCCGCACUUUCAGCUACAAUGUUGCCGUGGUACUAUACCGGACAGUUCGGCCUGUGCAAUACAGAACGUGACAUACGACAAGGUGGCGUGUAUGCCUCACAUGAGCAAGUACUGCACCGACACCGGCUUCGAGGGCUGCAAGCGGUGGGCGCGUGCGAACGCAACGGAAACGCGCAGGAUUGUAAAAGACUGGUGUGCCAAGCCGACAAACAAGUCGAAGAUGGUCUGUGCGUGCUAUGACCAGGUCAGAAUUGACAAGUUUCUGGCCGAUACGCGCAGGGAUUUUCCAAAUACAAAUCCUUCGGAAAACAUGUACAUGUGCCGCAGUGACGAGUGCGACAAGAGCGGACAGAGCAUCGUGGCACUCGCGGGCCGCAAGUGUGCUGAUACCAUUAUUCAAUCGUGUACGAUGAACAUUGACGACGGAGCGGAAAUUGGUAGAAACGUUGACCAGUUCGCUGUUUUGAGUCAUUAG
Sphaeroforma arctica JP610 is the source of this 1035-nucleotide messenger RNA. RefSeq lists its product as hypothetical. Lineage: Eukaryota; Ichthyosporea; Ichthyophonida. Bases 1 to 1035 code for a protein of 344 amino acids. The record is from RefSeq and is a predicted model, not a curated record. The transcript has 2 exons.